AUUACUCUUUUUGCGGCAACGCAACUCUUCCUUUCCCUUUGCUGCAAGUGCCCGCAGUAGGGCGACUUCAUCGUUAACACGUCGCGCUCCAUUCCAUAUCCCGUUCGAUUUCCCCAACUAUUCAUAUUCUCUGGCUUUUAUGCGAUCGAUGAGCUAGGGUUCCAAAGUUUUCCCCAGGCCCUAGAUUUCUGCGUGCGUCGCCGCGGAGAAAACCCUCAACCAUCCUUCUCCCCCGACUUGCUGCCCACUUUCGAAUCGAGAGAUUCGUCUUCUUUCGAUCGUGGGAUCCCGACUUUGUCUUUCCCUCUCUGGAUCUAACGUGCGUUUUGGUAUUUUUCUCGUUUAAACUUUUUUAUUGAUCCAAAGUCUUGGAUUUGGUGGUCUCUUUUUGUGAUUCCAAGGUCGUCUGGUCCAGAGCGAAAGCUUGAGGGAGACGCCAUGAAUUGCGAAGUGUGCGAGCUUAAAGAACUGGAGGUGGAGUACUUUGAGAUCCGAGAAGUCUUGCGCUGUAUUCUGCACACUAUUAUAUUUCACAGGGCAUUAGGUCUCAUCCGGCCAAAAGAUAUCGACUGCGAACUUUUUGAAAUCACUUAUGUACAAUGUGGAGAUGCUGAAGUAGAAAGGAAAAUUGAGGAAAAGAUUGGUGAGUUCAUGAAUAAAGUGGAGAAACAUCCAAACAGGAAGAGCCAGAUAUGUCUAUCUUUCUACGAGAUCAAGAACAAGCAGGCUACAUGGUUCAGCAACAAAGUUGAGCGCCUAUAUUGGGAGCAGUGGUAUAUUAAUUUGCAUGUGAUUAAUCCCAAAGCACAGGGCAAGUCUCAUCACAAUAAAGCAACCACAGAUCUUGGAGGAGGAGCUUUGGAAGAGAGGACCUCACGACGUGCUGCACUGGAGUCAUCACUCCGUGAAGUCUUGUUUCAGAUAAUAAGAUUUGUCAAUGAGAAGAAGGAUCACUUACCUCCAAUACCAAAUCAAGAGGGUAUAUCAUUUCCAUAUGAAAUCACAAUUCUGAGUUCAUCGGAUUCUCCCUUUGGGUGGCACACGGAUGUGCUCAAGAGGAUGUUACAGACUGGGCAUCCAACCAUGAUCAGCUGACCAUAUACGUCUGACAUUGGCUGGACUUAGGUUUCCCGAGGGGAGGUUUGGCAUCUAAGAAUUGCUUUCUGAUCUCAAUACUUCUGUACAGUCUCUGGAGUUUUAGUCUUGUAUAUAUUGGACAUAAUAUAUAAAAUAAAUGAGCUAUGAACGAAAAGCAAUUGCAUGCAUGUUCAUGACUGAUAGCUUUCAGCAAUUUCUUACACAAUAUAUUUACUAAACCAACCUUUGGAGCUGA
This is a messenger RNA of Phoenix dactylifera (date palm), 1333 nucleotides long. RefSeq names its product autophagy-related protein 101. Gene Ontology annotation, biological process: autophagosome assembly; autophagy. NCBI's taxonomy places the organism in Eukaryota, Viridiplantae, Streptophyta, Magnoliopsida, Arecales, Arecaceae. Gene Ontology annotation, molecular function: protein kinase binding. The record is from RefSeq and is a predicted model, not a curated record. Gene Ontology annotation, cellular component: phagophore assembly site; Atg1/ULK1 kinase complex.